CGUGCGCACCGACCACGUCAGAUUCUUAUAAUGCUCACUGUACUCCGGCUAUUCGACCACCAUGGCGACUAUCCUAUUAGCUAUUCUAUUAGUUUUCCUAGCGGUUAUAGUCUUGCUUAUGGGAUUUGGGUUUUUGUUCACUCUCUAUGCUUGUAUAGCCGAAGCAUUGGUUGAUGCACUAGCGGUGGAAAGGCCUAGCCGUGAAAACAAAAGCAUGUCUAAAGAUGAGAUAGAGAAGCUUCCCCAGUAUGACUAUGUAGCCAAAGCAACAACAACAAGUACUAGUACUAGUGACUUAGUAGCUGAUCAGUGUGCAAUUUGCCUAGAGACCUUUAAGAUGGGUGAAAAGUGUAGAUUAUUGCCCUCUUGUAAUCCCAGUUUUCAUGCUCAUUGUGUGGAUGAAUGGCUCCUGCAAACACCCAUUUAUCCAAUCUGUCGAACCUCUGUAGAUUCUCAGUGAGGAGAGGAGAUGAAAAUAGAAGCCGUAGAUCACGAAGCAGAAAUCUGGGGAGAGACAGAUAGUAGUACAAGGUAACCAAUCCACCGAAUUGAGAGAUAUUCAAACACAGGAAAGUAUAGAGCUUAGUAUUAUAGUUGAAUGAAAUGGAAUACAAAUAAGU
This is a messenger RNA of Ziziphus jujuba (common jujube), 620 nucleotides long. Its product is annotated as RING-H2 finger protein ATL14. Bases 62 to 460 code for a protein of 132 amino acids. The record is from RefSeq and is a predicted model, not a curated record. The transcript has a single exon. Lineage: Eukaryota; Viridiplantae; Streptophyta; Magnoliopsida; Rosales; Rhamnaceae.